Molecule: messenger RNA, 2091 nt
Organism: Lachancea nothofagi CBS 11611
Lineage: Eukaryota; Fungi; Ascomycota; Saccharomycetes; Saccharomycetales; Saccharomycetaceae
Source: the annotation of a GenBank genome assembly
AUGCAAUACACCGUGGAAGUCGGCAAAGCUGCUAAUGAGCACGAAACCGCGCCUAGAAGAAAUUACAAAGCCAAAGACGGCGCUGUAAGCCGUCCUUUGCACUCCAAGGCCACCACCGUUUACGACUACAUGUUGGAAUGCGUGAAACGCGGAGGAAAGCGUAACGCGAUGGGCUGGCGUAACAUUGUCGAGGUGCACGAGGAGAAGAAGCAGGUCACCAAGAAGAUCGACGGCAAGGAACAGCAGGUGGACAAGACUUGGCUCUACUACGAAUUGUCCCCUUACCAAUACUCUUCAUACAACGAGCUCGAGGAGAUCAUGCAUCAGUACGGUCGCGGUCUAGUGGCUAUGGGUUUGAAGCCAGAAAAUGUGGACCGGCUCCACAUCUUCGCUGCUACGUCUCCCAAAUGGAUGAAGACAUUUCUUGGCGCUCAGUCGCAAGCAAUCCCCGUGGUCACCGCUUACGACACUUUGGGAGAGAAAGGGUUAAUCCACUCUAUGGUUCAAACUGGGACCAAAGCUGUGUUCACCGACAAUGCUCUCUUACAUCGUCUGAUAACCCCGGUCACCAAAGCCACCGAGUUGAAAUACAUCAUUCACGGCGACAUUCUUGACUCUUCGGACAAACGUAAUGGUGGGAAAUUUUACAAGGACGCUCAAUCUGCAAUCGAAAAGAUUCGUGAAGCUCGUCCAGACUUGAAGAUCUACUCCAUGGACGAUAUUAUAGAAAUGGGUAAAAAAGCGGAAUCGAGUAUUGACAUCCACCCACCAAAACCUGAGGAUCUAUCCUGUAUCAUGUAUACGUCAGGUUCGACCGGUGACCCUAAAGGUGUUGUUCUCAAACAUUCCAAUAUUAUAGCUGGUCUAGGUGGUAUCUCUGUCGUUGUUGGUCGUGAAGACGUCGGAGAGAAAGAUCGUGUCAUUGCCUUCUUGCCUCUCGCCCAUAUCUUUGAAUUGGCAUUUGAACUCAUUACCUUCUAUUGGGGUGCCACGCUAGGAUACGCGAAUGUCAAGACGUUAUCUGAUGUUUCUGUCCGUAAAAGCCAAGGCGAUAUUAAAGAAUUCAAGCCUACUAUCAUGGUUGGUGUUGCCGCCGUUUGGGAAUCAAUUCGUAAAGGUAUCAUGGGCCAAGUUGAAAAGCUUCCAUCUAUGAGUCAAAAAAUCUUUUGGGGUGCUUAUUACAUGAAUCUCAAAAUGAAGAGAUUUCACGUUCCAGGCGCAGAUACGCUAGGUAACAUUGUGUUCAAAAAAGUUCGUCAAGCCACCGGUGGUUGCUUGAAGCUAUCAUUGAACGGUGGUGGGCCUAUCAGUAGAGACACCCAGGAGUUUAUUACUACCUUGCUGUGUCCAAUGUUGAUCGGAUAUGGUCUUACUGAAACAAUGGCUAAUACUUGUAUUCUUUCACCAGCUCACUUUGAUUAUCAAGUUCAAGGUGACUUAACAGGUGCUGUGACUGUCAAAUUGGUGGAUGUUGAAGAGCUAGGCUAUCUUGCGAAAAAAAAUCAAGGUGAAGUAUGGAUCAAAGGUGAAUGUGUCAUGCCUGAAUAUUACAAAAAUGAAGAUGAAACUUCGGGUGCUUUCACUGAUGAUGGCUGGUUCAAAACUGGUGAUAUUGGUGAGUGGACCCCCAAGGGACACCUUAAGAUCAUCGAUCGUAAGAAGAACUUGGUCAAGACUAUGAACGGUGAGUAUAUUGCCCUUGAAAAGCUAGAGAGUGUUUACAGAUCCAACUCCCUCGUUCAAAACAUUUGUGUUUAUGCUGACGAUACCAAAGUGAAGCCAGUGGCUAUCGUCGUGCCUAAUGAAGGCCCUGUUGGUAAACUUGCAGUUGAUCUAGGAUUGAUCAAGAACCAAGAGCAGUUACACAAUGUUUUACAUGACAAAAAACUGAGAAAAGCAAUCUUGGAUGAUUUACUUAAGACUGGUAAGUCUCAAGGCUUGUCGGGUAUUGAAUUCUUGCAAGGUGUGGCCAUGUUUGAUGAGGAGUGGACUCCUCAAAACGGAUUUGUGACAUCUGCGCAAAAGCUGCAAAGAAAGAAGAUCUUGAAGGCUGUUCAAGGACAAGUUGACGAAAUUUAUUCCAGCCAGUAA